AUGAGGUGGAUUAUCUCCAAUGAAGAAUACAUAGGCCAGUGGGAGAAUGGCAUACAGAAUGGUCAUGGGACCCACACCUGGUUCUUAAAGAGAGUGCCUGGAUCACAGUACUCCUUGAGAAAUGAAUAUGUCGGGAACUUUGUCAAUGGGCAACGUCAAGGACAUGGCCAAUAUUUCUAUGCCAAUGGUGCAAUGUAUGAUGGGGAAUGGCAAAACAAUAAUAAGCAUGGCAUGGGCAAGUUUGUUUUUAAGAAUGGGAGGAUCUAUGUUGGUGAGUUUGUAAAUGAUCAAAUAUCUGAAUAUCCAAAUUUCAAAUACGAUAGAGUGAACACUCCUGAUCUGAGUGGAAUCCGUACCCAGAGUCCAGGUGGAGCAGGUACAUUGAACACCUUCCCAACUAAUUCAGGAAUACCAAGUUUAGCAGGUUCCUACAUCGAGCUUGAUAUAACAUCGUUAUUGAAUACAUUUCCAGAGAAUGAGCGAUUAGAGGAGUUGAAGCAGGUGGAAUAUGGUAUCCUGCGGAACCUUACAGUGCUGAAGAAGACAUACAAGUAUUACAGCAGUCUGGGG
Molecule: messenger RNA, 570 nt
Organism: Staurois parvus
Lineage: Eukaryota; Metazoa; Chordata; Amphibia; Anura; Ranidae
Source: the annotation of a GenBank genome assembly